Paramuricea clavata is the source of this 4382-nucleotide messenger RNA. NCBI's taxonomy places the organism in Eukaryota, Metazoa, Cnidaria, Anthozoa, Malacalcyonacea, Plexauridae. The record is from the annotation of a GenBank genome assembly.
AUGCCUGGUGCCAACUGUGUGUUUCCGAACUGUGGAACAAACAGACGAGAAAAAUAUGAUGGAGUUGGAAUAUUUCGAAUCUCACAACGAAAAUCUCCAUUAUAUUCUGCUUGGCGCGAAGAAGUUAUCAGUAUUAUCAAGAAGUAUCGAGUGGUCGAUGAAACCUUUAAGCGACAAAUCGAGGCCUGGAAUAUCAGUAUAUGCGAAAGGCACUAUAAACAAGACGAUAUUGAAUUUACAAGUAAGCUAAUCCACGUAUUAUAUUACAGUAACUAGUAAGGUUUCAACACUCAAACAAUAUACUCAAAAUACCUUAAAGGUGUGAAGUGUCAUAUCACAGAUACAGGUCACAUGCGUGUCAAAUCACCACUAAACUUUUUUGGCUUCCAAGGAUAUAAAACUAGUACAUAUGCUGUAGCUUCAUUAUUAAUUCAGUUCAAUAUGAAAUUUAUAAAACACUUUUCCAGCAUUGUCAAAAUGGCUUAUUGCAUUUUUAAACCACACACCCCCUAUGGAGGAUACUGGAAUUUCCAGGCCCCCCUUCCUAAAAUUCAACAAAAAAGGACGGAAUUUCCAAGGGAGGGUCUAAAUUUUAAAGAAAAUCUGUGGAAAUUCCACGGGGUAGGUUAAAAAAACAACAUGGAAAUUCCAAGGGAUGGUUACCUAUUAAACAAAAAAUGUGGAAAUUCCAGAGACUAGGUCAAAACCAUUGGUGGAAUUUCCAAGGGAUGAGUAGAAAUUGGUUAAAAAUCUGUGGAAAUUCCAUGGGGUAGGCUGGAAAUUUGUAAAUAAUCGCGGAAUUCCAGGGGGUAGGGCGGAAAUUCAUCAACAUCUGCGGAAUUCCAGGGGAGGGGGUCCAAAAAAUGAAUGUCCUCCAUAGGGGGGGUGUGGAUUAAAAAUGCAAUAAGCCAAUAGCCUUUUUAUGGAUCAUGAAGGUCAUCAUGUUGAGUGUCUUUCACUUAUCUUACAGAUAAAAGUUGAUUUUUUAUCAUUUAUUCUUCCAGGUAAAGGAAGAAAAGCAUUAGUAGUAGGUGCUCUUCCAACUAUUAAUCUGCCUGAAAGAUCACAUCAAGCAAAGCUAGCUCCAGCAAGACGACCUCUUACUAUUGUUAAUCAGAAUGCUCAAAAUACCACAGAAAAGGAUUGUUACAAGAAUUUUAAGGAGUUAUGUGAAAGAACUAAGAAAUUAAAGCUUCCAGAAUGGCAACAAGAAUGUACUAGUGAGAAAUUGGUUCUAAAACUAUUUGUGUCCCCAUUAUUAAUUCCAAAGUUUGAGAUUAUUAUAGAAGAAAAUUUCCACUUCACUUGUGUUGUUUAUGGAUGGGUACUGGCCAGCAAUCAUUCUGUGUAUGGUGGCAAUAAAAGAUCUUUGAAGAAUAUAACUGUAUCUGAACUGUUGCAGAAACUUACACACUACUGCCUUUGUCAUGGUAUCUCAGAGCAGACAGCAGGGUCUGUGCAUCAUGCUAUUCCUUGUCGCACCAAUAUUGAUCAGGAAAUUCAAGAAUCUGCAAUCCCUAUGGAAACAGUAAUGUACCAUAGACCAAAAGAAUGCCUUGUCUUGUAUGCAAGCAGAACUGACACUACAAAAUGUACCAACUGUUUAAGCUUUGAAAAAAAACUUACAAAACAGAAAACAAUAAAAAGCAGAAAACUGAAUGUUGCAGCAAAAGCAAAUGCUCCUGUUUCCACCACUCACCCUCAUCGUCUGAAAUUAGCCCUACAGCAGCAGCGGCUAAAGUGUACACAGCUCGAGGGGGAAUUGACCAAAAUGAGGCAAGCUAUCCAAAAAUCUGGUGUGGUGCUGCAAUCAGAAUUUUCCCAAGAUGUUCGAUCUCUUAUGAGUGGUAACAAAGAAAAACUCACUCCAUUUAUGAAGUUAUUCUGGCAACAACAGCAAGAAGCAUUUACCAAGAGUCCAAAUGCAAUCAGAUAUCAUCCAAUGAUCAUACGGUUCUGCCUGUCAUUGGCUGCCAAAUCCGCCUCAGCGUAUGAGGAACUGAGAAAUUCAAAGGUGCUUACAUUACCUAGUAGGAGGACAUUGCGGGACUAUCGAAAUGUCAUUACACCAUCCAUUGGAUUUAAUCCUGCUCUGGUACAGGAACUUUGUCAAACAACUAAAUCCCUGACAGGUAUCCAGAGGUUUGUUGUUUUGGCUUUUGAUGAAAUGAAAGUGCAAUCUAAACUAGUAUUUAAUAAGAACACUGGAGAUUUAGUUGGAUUUUUAGACUUAGGAGAUCCAGAUAUCAACUUCACAGCCUUUGAUGAUGCUGAAGAAUUAGCAAGCCAUGCAUUAGUCUUUUACAUUUGGGGAAUUGCCAGUGAUCUGAAAUUCAACCUUGCAUAUUUUGCAACUGGGAGCCUUAAGUCCUACCAGCUCAUGCCAUUAUUUUGGAAAGCAGUUGCAAUCCUAGAACUUACAUGUAGCCUACCUGUGAUUGUCGCAGCAUCCGAUGGUGCCUCUGCCAAUCGCAAGUUUUACCGUAUGCAUGCAGCAAUGGACAAAAAUGCAGGGAAAUCGGUUGUUUAUCGUACUGUGAAUGUGUAUGCUCCUGACCGAUUUAUAUGGUUGUUUGCAGACGCUCCUCACUUAAUGAAAACUGCUCGCAACUGCCUGUACCACUCUAGCACUGGAAAGUCCACAAGAUGCAUGUGGAAUGAUGGCAAGUAUCUUCUCUGGCAGCAUAUCUGCACAAUUGUUAAUGAUGAUGCUGAAAAUGGACUUAAACUUUGCCCAAAGCUCUCAUGUGAGCACACUCGGUUGACUUCCUAUUCAGUAAUGAAUGUUCGUCUGGCUGCCCAAGUCCUGAGUGAAACCACAGGAAAAAUUCUGAAAGAAUACCACUCCCCCGAUAUGCAUGGUACUGCUGAAUUUUGUUUGCAACUUGAUAAAUUCUUUGACUGUUUAAAUGUCCGUAGCAGAGAAGAGGGAAAUUUCAAGCGUAAAGAUGCACUUAAGCCAUACACUUCGCAUGAUGAUGAAAGGCUGAAAUGGCUUGAGAAUACUUUUCUAAAGUACUUAGCAGACUGGAAAAAGAGCACUGAAGACAGACCAGGUAAUUUCAGCCCUACUGACAGACAGAAAAUGUUUCUGUCAUUGCAGACUUAUGAAGGUUUGCAGAUGACAGUUUACUCUGUGAUCGAGGUUACUAAGUUUCUACUUAGUAAAGGGAUGACCUUUGUUCUAACAAAUCGCUUCAACCAGGAUGUUGUAGAAGAAUAUUUUGGACGGCAACGCAGCUUAGGCCGCCGCAGUGAUAACCCAAACAUUUGGCAAUUCGGGUUUAAUGAUAACAUAAUACGCACUCAGAGAUCUGUAGCCCCAGUCACUGGGAAUACAGAAGGAAGACAUGAUAAGAAGAGAAAGGUUUCAUGGACAGAUGUUGAUGAAACUCCUUUGAAAAGAAGGCAAAAAAACAAAUCAGUUUAGGAGUGCAUGAUAUAUUGCAAACUAUUAUGUAAAUAAAAUUGUGUUUCCAAUUCAUUUCCAUAGGGUCAAAUUACUUUGGGUGUCCCUAUUCACUCCCUUCUAUAGUAUCAUAGAACUAAAGGUACUUUGGGUUAGUUUUGUUUAUUUUAACAAUAUAACAAUACAUAUAAUUUGGGUAGACAUACAUUGUAUUUAGUUCAAUAUUUAGUGGGUUUCUGCAUUGUUCUCAGACCUUUUCUUAAUGUCUUUGCGCAGGGCUUUAUUUUUGCAUGCUUGCAGUUUGGUUUUAUCCUUUACAUAUGAAAAUGCCCUAACUCGCAAGAAAAGUUUAAUAAUUUUGUCAAGCAGACAAAAUCUAGUUUCUUUGGAGAUGGUAGUUGUAAAUCCAUGUGUCAUACUAUCAUAGGCACUAACCAUGUCAAUUCGUUGAAGAAGGGCCUCGGAAAUUUUGCUGCUAUCAAUUUUUGUUACAUGAACUGCACUGGUUUCUUUGCGGAAUUCUUCUUCCACAAUUUUGAAUACCUGGAGACACUCAGCUGUGACAGCCCAGAGACCACCCCUUGUCUGACAACUUAUCAGUUUCUGAGAUGAAACAUCAUCACUCUUUGCAGCAUAUAGCAAAGUCAAUAAAUCUUGUGCAUUAGUUGAUCUCCAAUUUGUGAAUUUGUGGAUCUUUCUUACCAAAGAAUGAAUGACAUAUCCAGAUAAAUACUGAAGUGCUUGCAUGUCUCUUUCAGUUACAGGUUUAAUAACAAUUUUAUAUUCUGCUGGCCUGCUGUAAUGGGCUAGUAUCUUGUCUCCAAGCCGUGUUGCAAGGAGCGUGCACAUAGGAAAAUCCAAGGAAUUAAAAUACUUUUUCGCAUCCAUGACAAUUAACUGAUAAAACUGUGAAUAAAAUUUUGCUGCAUCUGAAUUUGAACACAGUGAACUGUACAGUUUCUGAAUUUCAUUG